This is a messenger RNA of Owenia fusiformis, 1694 nucleotides long. The record is from the annotation of a GenBank genome assembly. NCBI's taxonomy places the organism in Eukaryota, Metazoa, Annelida, Polychaeta, Sabellida, Oweniidae.
GAAGUACACCAAUUAUCCAAGCUGUUAUCAGUACAUCCGUUGUAAAUACUUAUUAAAUAUUACUAUUUUGUGUGUCCUAUCAUACAUCUUUGUAAACAAGUUGAACAAACAAAAAUGUAGCAUUUUGGUUAUUGGUUAUCCAUUAACAAACAUCAUAUUUGAUGAUUGAUAAGACCUGUUAAACUUUGGUCAAUAUAUACCUCCUCAGGUAUUAAUUGAAAUAUAGUCCACAACGCGCAUUGCUCAAAGUCCCUCAGACCUAAAAACCCAAGGUGACACUUAGGAGAAUCCUUUACAAAGAAAAUGGCAUCAUCUGGAGUUUUAUCAUAUCCUGGAGGCACUGUGUUGCCCUACAGAUUCCCUGUGAGCCAAGGUGGACUAAACCAUGGCAACAUUGUUGUAGUACAGGGAUGGAUUCCUAAAAAUGCAAAAAGGUUUGAAAUUAACCUAAUCUGUGAUGAUGAUAACUGGGCCUUCCACCUCAACCCACGAUUUGCUGCAGGCUUCUUUGAGUCUGACCGUAUUGUUAGAAAUACAAAGAUAGGCAAUGGUUGGGGUCCCGAAGAAGAUUCUGGUGCAUUCCCACUGAAGAAGGAUUCAGCAUUUGACAUAGUUAUCCUUGUCCAAGAUGAUUGUUUCAGGGUGGCUAUAAAUGGCCAGCAUUACUGUGAAUACAACCACCGUGUAAUGAAGGAUAACAUCAGAGAAGUAAUGAUUGAUGGAGAUGUUGCCCUUAUUACAGCUACCCAACCAAGAGACACUGUGAACCAGUUCACACUUGAACAAGCCCUCUCUGAACCAGCAUUCAAUGUGAGUGUUCCAUACACAGAGCAGUUGCCAUCUGGUAUUCAACCUGGAACAAUGAUCUUCCUUGCUGGAAAAAUUAAGAAAGAUAGUCAGAGAUUCCACAUAAAUCUUCAAAGUGCUGACAUUGGAUCCCCCUAUGCUGACAUUGCCCUGCAUUUUAACCCUCGUUUCAAACCAAAGAAGCAGGUUGUCAGAAACAACAUGAACAAGGGCAAGUGGGGAGAUGAGGAGACUAAAGCCCCUGGAUUCCCAUUCAAACCAGACACACCCUUCACCAUCUUAAUCCUGGUAGAGGAAGAUGGUUUCAAGGUUGCUGUCAAUCAUCAGCAUUACCUUGACUUUGAACAUCGCAUGGCUAACCUCAGCACCAUCAAUACCCUUUAUGUUGAGGGUGAUGUUAUGAUCGCUGAAGUGAGGACACAAUAUUAAUGCAGCAGCAAAGCCAGACUAUGCUUAGCUUGCCAAUAUAUAAACAAUUUGGAUAUUGUCAUGACAUUUACCAGCAUCACUAGAUAUACACUAGUCAUGUAUGCAAGGAUAGAAGGACAACUAUGGAAAGACCAAUAGAAAGCAGCAACUAAAUUCUGAAUACUAAGCUGUGUUUGUAUUUUUGGUUACUUAGCAAAAUGAAAUCUCAUUUAUAUGCUUUUGUGCUCCUGUUUGUAUUUUUACAUUGAUGAUACUGAAGUAAUAUUAUUUAGAACAAGCUUUCAAGCUCAGGCUAUAUAACGACAGACCAAAGACAUAUAUUCAAUGAUACUGACAUACUUGUUGAAUUACAUACCUCUAUUUCCAUGGCUUCAAUGGCUAUCAAUGACUUCACAUAUCUGAGUGCAAGUGAAAUUUCAAAGAAAUGAAACAUGAACUCAUAAGAUUGUCAUAGUAAA